This is a messenger RNA of Ruditapes philippinarum (Manila clam), 905 nucleotides long. RefSeq lists its product as uncharacterized. The transcript is spliced from 3 exons. The record is from RefSeq and is a predicted model, not a curated record. Bases 129 to 905 code for a protein of 258 amino acids. NCBI's taxonomy places the organism in Eukaryota, Metazoa, Mollusca, Bivalvia, Venerida, Veneridae.
GUGAAAACCUAACUCCUGUCUUUGUGUUGAUAAUUUAUUUAUUUUACUGUCUCUGUGUGUUUUUGCAGUCUCAAUCACAAAAGAGAACUAUAAAAAAACCCUUCGACGAAUAUAGAAGAAAAAGCAACAUGGGGAUGUCAGAAAGUAAAGCUGACUCAAAGAGGUCACAUGGACAAGCGUUACCUAGACAACCGAUGGUCAAUCUGCCGUCGUUGCCUCCCUAUAACGGUCAUCCUAUCCAGUAUCAUCACAUCAAUAACAAUGCGACGCUUGAUGUACAAGCUCAUUUCAGCUUCAGUGAUCCGAGCGUAUCAUUUCAGUCAUCUAACGUAGAACAGUACUAUCCACAGCUCGCUGCAAUGUAUGACCAAGGCUUUAAAAUGCUAGUAUUCGUUUCUCUACCUGGUUCUACAAAAAGUAACGGAUUAGCCUCCCUUGGUCAUUGUCAAGUUAAUAUAAAAUUACAAGGUAUAUUCCGAAGGCUGCUUCCAGAAGAAAUGGACCAGCAGUGGCAGUUACGUGUUGAAAAAUCUACAUUGAUCACUCAGAUGUUCAUACAGUGGUCUGGUAACGUGUUUCUCAAUGCCGGUGCUCACUUCGAAAGUACGACCGACAAUAAUCAUAUAUUUCAAACACUGAACAAUAUUUCACAAGGUGGCGGCCGGCUGAUCAGUGUAGAGUUAAUGGCGGGACAGCAGUUUGAGAUGCAGCGACAAAUGAUGCAGCGUCAAGCACAAAGGCAAAACAAGGCAACUGGCAACAUGCCAAUGACGCAGGUUGCCGUUGACGUAUUCUACGAAGUACCCCGCUCACCCUCUAGUGAGAGAUAUGUUUAUCAAGUUGUAAGCUGUCCGGGUGAAAUUCAAAAAUUCCAAAAAAGCUUGCGGCAUGCUCAGGGUUUUUAA